AUGAUAGGUGUUGAUCAGACUUUGAACUUAAGUGCGUGUUAUCGUAAAAGAUAUAAUUUUCAGAUUAAAGAAUUGCUUCACACAUGAAACAGCUCAAAAUGAAUAUAUUUUUCGCAAUUUUCGUAACCCUUGCUCACUUUGUUAGACCUUCUGACUCGCAGUACUGGCAACGAGAUUUAGCAACAGAUGUCGAAUUGGCGGAAGCAAGGUUACUGGAUACACGGGCAAGCACGCAAGAGUAUUUGGACAUAAUGAACGACAUCGAAGACAUUUUGUGGACUAAGGUCCAGCCAGGCGUUUCAAGCAUCCAAGAAAACUUGCCCUUCAUCCAGAUCUCUUUUGCCGACAUUCAAAAUAUUCAAACUCAAAUCAACCAGGCAUCAUCAGUUCUAGUGUAUCAAGCAAAGCUCCAGGGAAAAGCUCUAGUGAAGCAUUUGCGGGUACUCAAUGAAACUGAAUUGACUCUUACAUCCGAAUCAUUUGACAAUCUAUUGAAUAACCGAGAUGGUCUCGUAGCACAGGGAAAUAAUGUGAUUGAAGCUCAUGAUAAUGCAAUGCAGCUUUCAAACGCCGAGGUGAUUGCUUUCAACGGCUUGCUCGACUCAAUUUUGGAGGGUCAGAAUGGAACUGCUGUCGACGCCAUAAAAAUAUCAAUGAACGAUAUCAACACUGAACUCUACACGCUGGGUUCGGAUAUUUCUUGGAAUGCUGAUCAAGUGGUCGAAACUACGCAACUCCUGAUUGAAGCUAUUGAUCUCAUUUUGGGACAGUUGCCUUGAAACAGGGAUAUUUUGCCAAAUAAAAUAAAUUUGGCUAAGUUACAAUGAAAUGUA
Molecule: messenger RNA, 833 nt
Organism: Cloeon dipterum
Lineage: Eukaryota; Metazoa; Arthropoda; Insecta; Ephemeroptera; Baetidae
Exons: 5
Coding region: 84-779 (231 amino acids)
Source: RefSeq, a predicted model, not a curated record